Phalaenopsis equestris is the source of this 2951-nucleotide messenger RNA. Its product is annotated as pentatricopeptide repeat-containing protein At4g19440, chloroplastic-like. Gene Ontology annotation, molecular function: protein binding. The record is from RefSeq and is a predicted model, not a curated record. The transcript has 2 exons. Lineage: Eukaryota; Viridiplantae; Streptophyta; Magnoliopsida; Asparagales; Orchidaceae. Bases 343 to 2772 code for a protein of 809 amino acids.
UUUAAUGACAUCAGAAUUAAAUGAUCUUAAACUCAUCAGAUCUCUCUCAUGAUGCUCGUGUUCGGCUCGUUUACACCCCUACUCUCAUCCAUAUGACUAUCAACAUGCAAAAAUUUGAGAUCGUUUAACCUUUCAAUUGAUGCACCAAGACUUUUGUAGCUACUUUAAUUGUUUGAUUUGGACUCAAAUGGUAGAACAUCCCCAUUCCCCUCUCCAUUUUCAUAUUCAGCCCCAUAGCUCUCAUCUAUUUGCAAAACAACCCCUCAAUUGGGGCAACCCAAAGUCUCCCCUUCUUCACCCCCGCUUUAAUUCCCCGUCUCCGGACCACCCUGCAACUUUGGCAUGAUCCUCCUCCGCCGCACACGGCAGCCACCGUCUUCCUUCCUUCAGGCCUCUAAACUCCCUCACUUCUCAGCCACCGGUGCUUCCUCCUCCACCUCCGCAGCCUCAUCACCACUGCCGGACGACGACGACGCCGCCUCCCCCACCGUCGGAGUUCCAGAUUUUCGUCUCCUGCUCUCUCGACCCUCUUUCAAUCAUUCUAUCUGUCGUCGGCUUCUAUCACGCCUAUCACCCCGUCGAUGCGAAGUCCUUCUCACCCAGCUCCUCCCCUCUGUCCCCAUCAACGUCGCCCUCAGCUUCUUCUCCUUCGCCUCGGAUCAAUGUAGGUUUUCUUUCACCCUCCGUUCCUAUGCUCUGCUUCUUCACUCCCUUCUCAGCUCCGGCAUGGCUACCCCCGCUCGCCUCCUCCUCAUCCGCCUCCUCGACCCCUCCAGCUCGCUUCCCGUUUUCAUCGACGAUCAAGAUCGUCGUCUCCACGAGCUAUUUGAUGCUCUCACGGUCGCCGCCCCGCAGGAUUCUAUACAACCAGCGAUCGACAUGCUGGUGCAUGUUUGCGUCACUCAGCUCUCCCAAACACCGACGCUCGCCAUCGAUGCAUUCCGAUCAAUCCUCGACCGUGCGUUUUGCCCCACACUGAAAACCUGCAAUCUGCUCAUCUGUUACCUGGUCCGAGCCAAACGGAGCGACGACGCCUUCAAGGUGUUCGACGAAAUGCGCAGGUUUAUUUCUCCUGAUGUUUUCUCUUACACCCCUCUCAUUGACUUGCAUUGUAAGAGUGGCAACAUUAAGGAGGCCGUUGCUUUGUUCAGAGAAAUGGAACGUGCUAGGGUUUCUCCCAACGUGGUUACAUACAAUGCCCUUCUCGAUGGGCUUUGCAGGAAAAAUAUGCUGAAAGAAGCUAUUGAUUUGAAGGAGGAGAUGGAGAAGAGAUCCGUGAAGCCUACUGUGUUGACUUACAGGUCUAUCAUGAACAGUCUUGUUAGAGAAGAUAGGUUUGAGGAGGUGGGUCGUCUAUUCAAAGAGAUGAUGGAGAGGGGUAUUUCUCCUAAUGAGUUUAUUUAUAACACCAUGGUUGAUGGCCACUCUCGAAUGGGGCGAUUUGCAGAAGCUUUGAAGUUGAAGGAGGAGAUGAUGGUCAAAGGGAUCAAGCCCAAUCGAGUCACCUAUAAUAUGAUCUUGAAUGGUUUGUGUAAUUCUGGAGAGAUCGAACAGGCAGAGAGUUUAUUCAAAGAAAUGCUGAAGAAUCAAAUUCCCUUAGUUUCUGGGGAUUUCAAUCUCCUCAUUUCAUCCAUUUUGAGAUCAAAUUCAAGACUUAGUUCUGCAAUUUCGUUAUUUUUGGAGAUGCUUUCGCAUAAAUUACGACCGAACGACCGUCUUCUGACAGUGUUGAUGAACGAGUUGUGUAAGAGUGGGAGGCAUCAGGAAGCUGUUGCUGUUUGGUGCAAGUUGUCGGAGAACGGUUUUCUUCCUAACAUUAUAACUUCUAACGCUUUAAUUCACGGGCUUUGCAGGUCUCAAAGUACGAAACUUGCCGUCAAAAUUCUAGAAUUGAUGAUUGAAAAAGGUGUGGUUUUGGAUAAUAUAACUUUUAACACCCUCAUAUCAGGAAUUUGCAAGGAAGGAAGAUUGGAAGAAGCAUUUAAGCUCAAGGAAAUCAUGGUUAAACGAGGCCUUAAACCCGAUAAUUUCACUUUUAAUACACUGAUUCAGGGAUUAUGCAAUUCAGGGAGAAUAGAUGAGGCCAUUGUAAUUUUAAAUGGAUUUGAAAAAGAGGGAUUGAUUCCUGAUAUUUUCACAUUCAGCAUAAUAAUUGAAGGAUAUUGCAAGAUUAAGGAAGUGGAAAAGGGAAAAUUGCUCUUAAGAGAAUUGGAGAAUUUGAACUUAAGACCCAACCAUGUUUUAUAUAAUUCACUAAUUGGCGGAUAUUGCAGGAAUGGCAAUUUAGACGAAGCGUCCAAUCUCGUAAAAGAAAUGAAAAUUAAAGGAAUUACAAGGACUGAAAUGACUUAUUCCAUUCUUAUGCAUGGAUUUUGCAGUAUAGGUUGUGUAGAAGAAGCUAGAGAUGUUCUUAAGAUAAUGAGAGAGGACAACAUAACACCAAAUGUCGUAUGCUAUACUUCACUCGUCGACGGUUAUUGCAAAAUUGGCGACUUGGAAGCAGCGAGCAACGUAUUUGCAGAAAUGAGCACGAACGACAUUGAUCCUAAUAAGCUCACCUUCACCACCUUGAUGAAUGGAAAUUGUAGAGUUGGAAACCUUAAAGAAGCAGCAGAACUUUUUGACGAAAUGGUAACUCGUGGCAUCAAACCAGAUGAUGCCACUUACAGAGUAUUAAUGGCGGGAUUCUGCAAACAAGGCAGUGUCGGCGAAGCCAAUUUUGCAACUGAUUCCCCAAAAAUGUCGUGUGAUGAAUCAAACCAAUUCACAUAAUGAAGAGAUGUCAACGAAUUCAUGUUAAGAUUUCGUUAACUGAUAAGCCAUUUGAGUUUGAACAAUUGCUAUUGAUUGUGAUGUUCACUCCAAAACAGGAGAACUAUGGUUCAUGCAGAUUUGUCUAUUUGGGGAGGCCAGCUUGUGAAGAUACUAGCUGAUGUUGUGCAGAAGGUAAU